AAUACAAAAUUUUGGAAGACAAAAGUGGAUUCUACUUAUUUUCCAACGGGGGGAAACAACUGUAAGGCGGAGGAGGGUGGUAAUGGGCGGCCUGAAAGCGGUGGCCAUCAUUUCCGGCGACCAAAACGUCAAAGGCACUCUACAAUUUAUCCAGCAAUCCAAUGGGUCAACCUACGUGAGAGGGAAAAUAACAGGAUUGAAUCCAGGAUCUCACGGUUUCCAUAUUCAUGCUUUGGGUGACACCACCAAUGGCUGCAAUUCCACCGGACCUCACUUUAAUCCCCAUGGAAAGAGCCAUGGAGCUCCCAAUCAUAAAGAGCGGCAUGCUGGCGAUUUGGGUAACAUUGUUGCUGGUCCAGAUGGGGUUGCUGAGGUUUCAGUUCUGGAUAUGUUGAUUCCUCUAACUGGGGUUAACUCUAUCUUGGGAAGAGCAGUAGUUGUGCAUGCUGAUCCUGAUGAUCUAGGAAGAGGUGGGCAUGAGCUUAGUAAGACCACUAGGAAUGCAGGUGCAAGAAUUGGUUGUGGCAUUAUUGGGCUUCAGGCAUCUGUUUAAACAUUUUGGUUGUUUUUCCUUCUCAAGUAGACAGUAUUGUAAUCACCCUUCAUUAAAUUGUUCCAUGUAUGAAGUUGUUUUGUUACAUUAGUUUAAUCUUUACUAUUAUUAUUUAUUAUCAUCACCAUAAAAGAGUAUUAUUUAU
Messenger RNA from Cuscuta campestris, 698 nucleotides. NCBI's taxonomy places the organism in Eukaryota, Viridiplantae, Streptophyta, Magnoliopsida, Solanales, Convolvulaceae. The record is from the annotation of a GenBank genome assembly.